Zophobas morio is the source of this 1484-nucleotide messenger RNA. RefSeq lists its product as uncharacterized. The transcript is spliced from 5 exons. The record is from RefSeq and is a predicted model, not a curated record. Bases 437 to 1402 code for a protein of 321 amino acids. Gene Ontology annotation, biological process: steroid metabolic process. Gene Ontology annotation, molecular function: oxidoreductase activity. Gene Ontology annotation, cellular component: intracellular membrane-bounded organelle. NCBI's taxonomy places the organism in Eukaryota, Metazoa, Arthropoda, Insecta, Coleoptera, Tenebrionidae.
GUAAUAAUCUCGGCGAUCCACUUCCAUGGAAAUAAAACGCUUCGUUUUCGAGCACACACAAUCUGGAGUUCCUGGGCGUUUAACGUGGUGUCGCGGCGGAAAUGAGUAAUUUUCGUAACCUUCAUCCGCGGUUUAUCGUAUAUCUGUGCGGUAAUUAGAACGGGGAAGAGUGUGAAGAAGUUUGCUGUUAAUUGAAGUUUAUGCUUGCAUUAUGAUUGUUAUUAAAGCAUUCUGCAAGUGUCAAGCACGUUUGAACUCAAUUGGCUAGGUUUGUUCGAAUGUGGUCCGAUUUGUGUGUUCGAAUAGGCUCUAAUUAAGUACAAUGAAAGCGGACGGUGGCCGUACUGGUGAAAUGUAAGCAGAUUGACACGAAGAGAAACGCGGUCAUUGAGGUGGAUAAUUAAUAUGCAGGAUCGUAUUGCAUGGUAAAGUUAGCAUGGACGAACAAACAGCUUUAGUGCUGGCUCUACAGCUAGUGGCGCUUUUUUCGACCGCCGGAGCUUUGUUGGUGUACUUACUGUGCAAAAUCCGGGCGAGUAACGGACCGGAAGCCCCCGGAAGUUCGCCGGGAGGCGGAAAGGCGGUUUUGGUGACCUGUGCCGACAACUGCGUUGGAUUGCAGAUCGCCAUCCACCUCGCCAACCGAGGCUUCCGCGUCUUCGCCGGCCUCAAAGACGGCGCCUCCUCGGGCUCCCCCGACGACUCCGUCUCCUCCAGAAUCAUAAGGGCUUGGCAGAAGUACAGGGAGAGCUUAGUAGGCCCUUGUCACGGCGCCCUAGUAGCCCUACCCCUGGACGUAACCCGAGAAGACUUGUUACACGAGGCCGUGGACAUAAUUAGGGCCCAUUUACCAGCGGGCGAGGACGGCAUUUGGGCCGUCAUUAAUACCAGCGGUUUGUCGUACCGCGGCCGCCUCGACCAGCAGGACAUCGCCCAUUGGGACGCUAUCCUGAAAACGAACGUCGUGGGGGUACUGCGCACGGCGCGGACGUUCCAAGGGUUCCUGCGGAGCGCUUCAGGCCGCUUGGUCAAUUUUGGGGUGUCGCAUGGUGAAGAGGCAGGCUUGGUUGCCUAUACGGCAAGUAGGUAUGCCGUAGAGGGCGCCAGUAACGCUCUUCGGAAGGAGCUGGAGCCCGCUGGGAUCAAAGUAGUGACGCUCAACUUGGCGAGGGUCACCCCGGAGAUGAUGUUCGUUUCGCCGAGACUUAAAACGAACGAGGGAGAGGGCGAGAUUUCUGUGGAUAUGGGAGGGUGUAUUGAGUAUCAGCCCGUCGUUCUGUCGAAACAUUCCCUGAGGGUGCUGGAUGUGGCGGUCACGACGGGGACACCGAAGCAGAGCUACGAUUUAACGCCGAUGAAGCAGUGGAAACCGGUUCAUUUUAUUAAGUCGAUUAUUGUGUAGUUGUUUUUGUUGUAGGGUAGGAUAUGUUGUAUAUAUCAUUUUAUUAAUACUGUGUAAAUAUGACUAUGUUAUGCCAGUAGAA